UUUGAUAUCGACCAGAUAAGCAGUAUGCACUGGGAGAAAUCACCAUCAACGUCACUGGGAAGGUCCAGGCCAUACCAAGGGGUUAGAGUCCGAGACCCAGUGAAAGAGCUGUUGAGGAGAAAGAGGAGCCUGGAAGUCCAAAACAAGUCGACGUCCUCCACAGCGGAUGUGGGCACACACAGCAGCCAGCCAUCAUUUACACAAGGAAUCUUUGGCUCCGAGGUUGCUGGACGUUCCCAGACGGAGCAGUGUGUUCCAUCCGGUGAUGCGGGACUACACUGUUCAGGCUGGAAAGCGACACCCUCCGGGGCUGGCUCUGGUGUGGCCGGUUCUGCGGUCAUGCCCUGGUCCUCGUCCGACUACAGCCAGCAGGACUCUGGUCCUCAGACUCUGGCCUACCAGGCCGCCCCGGCCCUCACGGCCGACGUCUACAUGCAGACUCUGUGCCCCAGCUACACCAUGUUGACCUAUACGCACACACCACUGCUCACCAAUUUUGGGACAAUACCAAUGGCCCCAACUCCAACGUCCCUACCCCAGAUGGAGCUCCCGGACACGGGACUGACCUACCUUCCAUGGGCCCAACCCCUGACCACUAUAUCCACCAUGCCCAAUCCAGGGGUCCAGUUUUCCCCAGGUCCUGCUACCUUGUCCGGGUCCCCUCUUGUCCACAUGCCCCUGUCCAUGUCUUUGACCACGAUGAUCCCGCAGAUGGAGACCCCGGGAGUGGACUCCGAGCCACAGAUCCUGAACCUCCCCCAGCAUUCGGACCACCAGCUGGACCCAGAAUCACAGGGUCCGUCUCUAAAUGAAGACCCAGACGCAGAGCCAGAAUCACCAAGCCUUCUGGAUAAAAUUCUGGAGGAUCACAAGGAGCACGGAGCAGAGGAGAACAAAGACUCCUACAACGGCUCUAUCUUUUUGCCUAACGUUUGAAAACGUGUGUGUCAGUGUUAUUUCGUUCUGAAAAGAAAGGUUUUUACCUCCCGUUCAUCCUACAUUUAGAAUUAAAAGCAGCAAAAAGAAAAGAAAACACAAAACUUUGUACUCGUGCUGAAAAAGGUCUGAAAUAUCUUAGCUACCAUUUUUUAUUACAUAGCUUUAAAAUUGGUUUAAAAACAGAAAAACUUUUUAUGGUGCCUAGAGUCACCUGUAACUGUAAAAAAAAAAGAAAGAAAAUAACAUUUCGUUAAGCAUUUUUGUUGAGUUUUUUCUAAAUGGUGGUCCACUGCUCAUUCUAGUUUCUUAAACGCUAUGCAGUCGUAUUUGCAUUGCAUGUUCUGCAUGUUUCUGAUGAAAUUAUAGUUUUAUAAGUCUAUAUGAUU
Molecule: messenger RNA, 1325 nt
Organism: Menidia menidia (Atlantic silverside)
Lineage: Eukaryota; Metazoa; Chordata; Actinopteri; Atheriniformes; Atherinopsidae
Source: the annotation of a GenBank genome assembly